Messenger RNA from Salvelinus fontinalis (brook trout), 14063 nucleotides. RefSeq names its product leucine-rich repeat neuronal protein 1-like. The coding region runs from base 871 to 2886 and encodes 671 amino acids. The transcript has 4 exons. Gene Ontology annotation, molecular function: protein binding. NCBI's taxonomy places the organism in Eukaryota, Metazoa, Chordata, Actinopteri, Salmoniformes, Salmonidae. The record is from RefSeq and is a predicted model, not a curated record.
CACACACACACACACACACACACACACACACACACACACACACACACACACACACACACACACACACACACACACACACACACACACACACACACACACACACACACGCACACACACACACACACACACACACCUGCACAGUGCAUUAAAGUUUAUACAAUAGCUACCAGUAUUCUUCCUCUGCACGGAAGAGAUGCUGAAGUCUCUGAAAGCUUUUUUGAUUUUAAUAGUUCAUUCUCUAUGUAGCCAGCACUAUGCUCCACUAGACAGCUUUUAAAAAGCAAACCAGUGAGCCAAAUGGAAACUCACUGAGCUUGCAAUUCAGAGGUAUUAAAGAGAGAGAGAGAGGUACGCACAUACUGACUGAGAUACAGUGGGUUUGGGGAGAGUGCAGAUUCAUCCUGUAGAGAUCUCCCCACAGCCUCAGAGAGAGAAAAGGAGGAAUAUUUUAAGACGAGAGAAAUACAGAAUGGGAAACACAUAUGUUUUAAGGGGAGAGAGAGGAAGGAUGUUUUAUUGUGGAGAGAGAGAGGUACGCACAUACUGACUGAGAUACAGUGGGGUUGGGGAGAGUGCAGAUUCAUCCUGUAGAGAUCUCCCCACAGCCUCAGAUUCUUUUUCAUUCGAUGGUCAUCUCCUUAGUGUGUACAGAGCCAUGCCCAGUACACCUGUCGCCACAAUGUGACAGCGACCGUCUGACCACGGAGACCAUCACCUAGACAAUCCACAACACUUUAGAUUCCUAUGGCACUGUAACCUGGCAACAGCAGAUACCUAAGGCGCUGUAACUUGGCAACAACACUGAGUCACCUCAAUCGAAUUGCCACCACUGAAUCGACUCCUCUGAAUCAACUCUUCUCUGCUGUGAGGAUGCUGAGGGUGUCAAUGGUCCUACUGCAGAGGCAGCUAAUCCUGUGUGUGUGGGUGUGUGUGUCCAGUGCACCAGUGGUCCAUUCCCUGCCAUGGAGCGUCUCCUGCCCGGCAGGGUGUGUGUGUCAGAUCAAGCCCUGGUUUCCCCCCCAGUCAUUGUCCCACGAGGUUCCAACUGUGGACUGUAACAACCUGUUCCUGACCCAGCUCCCCUCCCCUCUCCCCUUAGACACACAUACCCUCUGUCUGCAGAGUAACCUGCUGUCUGCCUUGGAGACACCACUGUUACAGACACUCCCCAACCUCACAGAGCUGGAUCUGUCUCAGAACCGCUUCAGCAGUGUUAGGACACUAACCUCAACCCAGCCCCAGACUCCCUCCCUGCACUCCCUACUCUCCUUGCACAUGGAGGAGAACCAGCUCCGGUCCCUGCCCCCUGCUGCCUUCUCUUCCCUGCCUGCCCUACAAGAGCUCUUCCUCAGCCACAACCAGCUGGCCUCCCUGGCUCCUAGAGCCUUCUCUGGCUUGGGCUCCCUGCUACGCCUGCACCUCAACAACAACCACCUGACCUCAAUUGACCCCCUCUGGUUCACCACCCUGCCCUGCCUCCAGGUGCUGAUGCUGGGGGGAAACCCAGUGGAGAACCUCCCUGAACGGGGCUUCCAGGCGCUGGGGUCUCUACGCAGCCUGGUGCUGGGGGGCAUGGGGCUGAAAGGGUUGCCUGAGAGGGCCCUGGGGGGGCUGGACAGUCUGGAGAGCCUGUCCUUCUACGACAACCUCCUCACCACUGUCCCCACACAGGCUCUGAGGAGGCUCCCAGGCCUGAAGUUCCUGGACCUGAAUAAGAACCGUCUGAGUCUGGUUCAGACAGGGGACUUCAGGGACCUAGUCCACCUGACAGAGCUGGGUCUGAACAACAUGGAGGAGCUGGUGGCCAUCGAGAGGGCAGCCAUGGAGAACCUGCCUGAGCUCACCAAGCUGGAGAUCACCAACAACCCCCGGCUGUCCUACAUCCACCCCGAGGCCUUCUUUCAGCUGGGCAGGCUCGAGAGCCUGAUGCUGAACUCCAACGCUCUGACUGCUCUGCACCAACACACUGUCCUGUCUCUGCCCAGACUGAGGAAGGUCAGCCUGCACUCCAACCCCCUCCGAUGUGACUGCCUGUUUCGCUGGGUGGCUGAGGAGCACCCUCACACAGAUGCUGAUGCACACACAGAUACACAGAUGCCACAGGCUGUGAGAUUUAUCCAGCCCCAGGCCACAUUGUGUUCUGAGCCUCCAGAGCUGAGGGCUCGCAGGGUGAGGGAGGUGUCAAUCACAGAGAUGUCAGCCUCCUGCCUCCCCCUCAUCCCCCCUGGCAUCCUCCCCCCCUACGUGGGGGUGAGAGAGGGGGAGAGGCUGGCCCUGCACUGUCGCGCCCUGGCAGAGCCUCAGCCCACAAUCUACUGGGUCACUCCUUCUGGACAGAGACUGGGAUCAUCCAACAACAUCCACAGCCCCAAGCCUGCAUCCAGACCCUUCUCCAAGCCUGCAUCCAGACCCUUCUCCAAGCCUGCAUCCAGACCCUUCUCCAAGCCUGCAUCCAGACCCUUCUCCAAGCCUGGAUCCAGCCUCAACUCCAAGGCUGCAUCCAGCCAGACAUCCAACUACUCCUCUUACCAUUCCCACUUACCCAGCCCAGCAUCUGGCAAUGCCUCUGUCCUCUUUUCCAGCCUCACCCCUUCCUCUCCUCCCCUCCUCUCCUCCCCUGCCUACCGGCUCCUGCCAGAGGGAACAUUGGAGAUCGUCAUGGUGACAUCCCGGGAGGCGGGUCUGUACACCUGUGUGGCUGAGAACACACUGGGGGCCGACACUCACAGUGUGACUGUAGGGGUGCAGGGGCCAGGGAAGGGGUUGAAGCAACAGAUGUUGGAGGGUAGAGGAUAUGGGUUAAAGAAGAGGGUUUUGAGGGAAGGGAGGUCACAUGAGGUCAAGGGUCAAGACAGCAAGCAUGAGGAGCAGCACACAUAUGAAUAAAGCCUAGCUAUAUAAAUAAUGAAUGAUAUUAUACACAUAAUAACAUACACACAUACAUCGUUUCCAAAGAUAACGUCGCUUCCAGGGAUGAUUUAUAGGAUAGAUAUGGCUACCACUCUUGGCGGCGGUGCGGUUAUAGGUGGUUGUGAAGCCCGAUCCAGGAGGCACAUGUCCUGCCGCAGUUGGGACAUGUUAGGGCUGAAUCUGGAGAUGCUUGUGGGAGUGGUUGGGAGCAUUGGGGCCUGUAAAUAGGACAUAUGACACAGUGGCAGUACAUACGACAGUGGUGUGCAGUCAGAUAUGAAUAUAUUUUAUAUAUACAGUACAUUUGGAAAGUAUUAAGACCCCUUGACUUUUUCCACAUUUUGUUAUGUUACAGCCUUAUUCUAAAAUUGAUUCAAUUGUUUUUUUCUCUAAUCAAUCUACACUCAAUACUCCAUAAUGACAAAACAAAAACAGGUUUUUAGAAAGUAAAAAAAAAAAAACUGAAAUAUGACAUUUACAUAAGUAUUCAGACCCUUUACUCAGUACUUUGUUGAAGCACCUACAGCCUCGAGUCUGUAAUCGCUACAAGCUUGGCACACCUGUAUUUGGGGAGUUUCUCCCAUUCUUCUCUGCAGAUUCUCUCCGGCUCUGUCGGGUUGGAUGGGGAGCGUUGCUGCUCUGCUAUUUUCAGGUCUCUCCAGAGAUAUUUGAUCGGGUUUAAGUCCGGGCUCUGUCUGGGCUACUCAAGGACAUUCAGAGACUUGUCACGAAGCCACUCCUGCAUUGUCUUGGCUGUCUGCUUAGGGUCGUUGUCCUGUUAGAAGGUGAACCUUCACCCCAUUCUGAGUGCAUGAGUGCUCUGGAGCAGGUUUUCAUCAAGGAUCUCUCUGUACUUUGCUCCGUUAAUCUUUCCCUCGAUCCAGACUAGUCUCCCAGUCCCUGCUGCUGAAAAACAUCCCCGCAGCAUGAUGCUGCCACCACCAUGCUUCACCGUAGGGAAGUUUCCUCCAGACGUGAUUCUUGGCAUUCAGGCCAAAGAGUUCAAUCUUGGUUUCAUCAGACCAGAGAAUCUUGUUUCUCAUGGCCUGAGAGUCCUUUAGGUGCCUUUUGGCAAACUCCAAGCAGGCUGUCAUGUGCCUUUUACUGAGGAGUGACUUUGGUCUGGCCACUCUACCAUAAAGGCCUGAUUGGUGGAGUGCUGCAGAGAUGGUUGUCCUUCUGGAAGUUUCUCCCAUCUCUGCAGAGGAACUCUGGAGCUCUGUCAGAGUGACCAUCGGGUCCCCGAUUGCCCAGUUUGGCCAGGCGGCCAGCUCUAGGAAGAGUCUUGGUGGUUCCAAACUUCUUCCAUUUAAGAAUGAUGAGGCCACUGUGUUCUUGGGGACCGUCACGUCAAUGCUGCAGAAACGUUUUGGUAUCCUUCCCCAGAUCUGUGCCUUGACACAAUCCUGUCUCAGAGUUCUACAAACAAUUCCUUCAACCUCAUGGCUUGGUUUUUGCUCUGACGUGUACUGUCAACUGUGGGACCUUAUAUAGAAUAUAUUAUCAAAAGUGUCUAAAAACCUGUUUUGUUUUGUCAUUAUGGGGUAUUGUGUAUAGACUGAUACGGGCAUCUUCCACAAAAUGUGGAAAAAGGGAAGGGGUCUGAAUACUUUCCGAGUGCACUGUAUGCAUAGGCCUACAUAUUGACAUUGUUUGAGUUUGUAUAAAGAGGACACUCAAACUGUGGCACUUGCCAUAGAGAAAAGAAAUGGCCUAUUACAGGAGAGAAGUCUUACACUCUUCACUUACACAAGGGGACAGGCAUUUUCCUAACAGUGUAAUUUUAUUGUAGCCUAUCCCUGCUUUCUUUGAGGUUUUGUAAAUCUAAGUGGUUAAUGUGACCAGCCCUUUCUCACUCCGCCUAUUCCAUAGGCUUCCUGUCACCUUGCGUUAUUCUUCUAUCCUACUGAUUUUACAUAACAUGACCUUGUUUUCCUACCCAGUGUACCACUUCUCUUUCAAAUUGGAUUGAGAUGUAUUCAAUUCUAUUUUGAUCUAUUAUUUAAAAAAAGUUGGACUGAUGUGUUGAUGGUUUGUUUUCCUGUCCCUUAUUGCUGGAGGCAAAUGAGGAGGCAGAUGAGAGCAAUAAAUGAUGCACUCUCCAAAAUGGUAACAGUUGACUACACUGAAUUCACAACUCAAUAUUUCUAUCCAUCUUUCUAUGACAACUUAAAUUCAUAUUUUAAUCUAGAACUUUUAUCUUUCUACUGGCCAUGGACUGUAACAGGAAUAGAUCGUUAUACCCGACAUAACUAGAAUGUUAUGCAGAAGAGCCAGUAUUUUUGUAGAAAAAGCACACUAAAUAAAACAAAGACUCAGAAGAUGAUUACUUCUCAUUGAACACAGACACAACUUAACAGAAAUGGUGCAGGGAACUGAGCAGUUAGCAUCUCAACUGGUGUUAAACUCAGUUUGGCUUCUUUAUCUCUUUCUUCCCCACACAGAGGGCCUUUUGCACCUUUUACCAAGAAACAAAACUUAGCUAACAGAAAAUGUCUCUUACUCAAGGCAUUGGUUAAUUAUUUUCAGAAUAUAUUUUGUUUUAGGCCAAGAAAAUGUAGAAGAAGUUAAAAGAUUGAACUUUUGAACUUGGAGCUAAAUGUGUCAGAGCUUUAUACAUGAUUACAAUUACAGUAUAAUUAAUUAAGUUUAUACCAUGGCGUUGUUGAAUACUCGUUUCUGAUUGACUUGAAUGGCAUUUUAAAACGUGCAUUAUUUCCCUAUAAUCAAACGUUAUAUUUGCACAGUAGAAUUCAAUGGCUGUAGUUCAUUCUUACAUGUUCUAUGUUUAGCUGCUUUUGAAAGCAAAAGUUGAAUUGAAAACAUUACUGGCAUUGCUGAAUUCGAUUUUCAUAAUAGCAAGCUAGUACAAAUGGUUUGGUUAGCUAAACUAGAAAGUCUGUUUGUUUGUUUACCAAGGCAACUACUGUCGCUAUCUAGUAAACUUACUAGCUGCUUCAGUGAAUCUGGAACAUUUUUCUACCGGCAAAUUAACACAUUUAUACUGGUAAAUGUGCUAAGUUACAGCCCCAGAAUAAAAGGGAUAAUCAAUUUGGGGCUCUAUGCAUUCUCUGGAAAAAAAUGCAAUGCAGUGGAAGGUUAGCUCCACUCUGCUAGGGAGUUAUGGAACACAUCUUUCACGUCGUUCAUUAUUUCCCACAUAACAAAUAGUCCCUAGUUGAUUAUCCCUUACAUAUUCUAGUGUGGCAGAAAAUAACAAGUGAAUUAAACUAGAUGCUCCAUCUCAUACACUACAUGACCAAACGUAUGUGGACACCUGUUCUUUGAACAUUUAAUUUCAAAAUCAUGGGCAUUAACAUGGAGUUGGCCCCCCCUUUGCUGCUAUGACAGCCUCUACUCUUCUGGGAAGGCUUUCCACUAAAUGUUUGAACAUUGCUGCGGGUAUUUUCUUCCAUUCAGCCACAAGAGCAUUAGUGAGGUCGGGCACUGAUGUUGGGCGAUUAGGACUAGCUCGCAGUCGGCGUUCCAAUUCAUCCCACAGGUGUUCUAUGAGGUUGAGGUCAGGGCUCUGUGCAGGCCAGUCAAGUUCUUCCACACCGAUCUUGACAAACCAUUUCUGUAUGGACCUCGCUUUGUGCAUGGUGGCAUUGUCAUGCUGAAACAGGAAAGGGCCUUCCCCUAACUGUUGCCACAAAGUUGGAAGCACAGAAUUGUCUAGAAUGUAUGCUGUAGCGUUAAGAUUUCCCUUCACUGGAACUAAGGGGCCUGGCCUGAACCAUGAAAAAGAUCCCCAGACCAUUAUUCCUCAUCCACCAAACUUUACAAUUGGCACUAUGCAUUCGGGCAGGUAGUGUUCUCCUGGCAUCCACCAAACCUAGAUUUGUCCAUCGGACUGCCAGAUGGUGAAGCGUGAUUCAUUACUCCAGAGAACGCGUUUCCACUGCUCCAGAGUCAAAUGGAGGCAAGCUUUACACCACUCCAUCCGACGCUGCUCGGCCAAGGAAACCCAUUUCAUGAAGCUCCCAACAAACAGUUAUUGUGCUGAUGUUGCUUCCAGAGGCAGUUUGGACCUCAGUAAUGAUUGUUGCAACCAAGGACAGACGAUUUUUACCCGCUACACCAGGGCUGCCCAACCCUCUUCCUGGAGAUCUACCAUCCUUGGACUGAAAACCUACAGGACAGUAGAUCUCCAAGAAGAGGGUUGGGCAGCCCUGCGCUACACGCUUCAGCACUCGGCGGCCCGUUCUGUAAACUUGUGUGGCCUACCACUUCGCGGCUGAGCCAUUGAUGCUCCUAGACGUUUCCACUUUACAAUAACAGCAAUAACAGCGCUCUAGCAGGGCAGACAUUUUACGAACUGUCUUGUUGGAAAGGUGGAAUCCUAUGACGGUGCUACGUUAAAAGUCACUGAGAUCUUCAAUAAGGCCAUUAUACUGCCAAGGUUUGUCUAUGGAGAUUGCAUGGCUGUGUGAUCCAUUGUAUACACUUGUCAGUAAUGGGUGUUGCUGAAAUAGACGAAUCAACUCAUUUGAUGGGGUGCCCACAUACUUUUGUAUAUAUAUUGUAUGUGCCCUCAUAAACCAGUCCUGGUUGUUUUCUAGGCCCUUCACACAACACUGCCAUUGUUUGCCUGGACUUACUACUUGAUGAUUUAGUAGAAGGAUAGCACUGGCUGUUCUCAAACACAACAAAAAUCAUACAGGAAUCAUAGUGAUCCCAUCCUGACCUGGUUCGGUGUCAGAUUCGAGGGAGACGGACGUAGUCCAUCCUGCCUAAGCAGGUUUUACCCACAAUCACCUUAGCAAGGAACCCUGUGUCUUCGUCUCCCUUCAGCCCUCUGACGGAGUAGUGGUGGGCUCGCUGGGAAAAACGGGCAAAGUAAAUGCCAUGGCUGUGACGGCUAGUGGGUCUCGCCACACUAGCAGUCUCUAUUGCACUCCAAACUGCACACUCCACACUGCAACUGGAUCCUGGACUUCCUGACGGGCCGCUCUCAGGUUGUAAAGGUAGGUAACAACAUAUCCACCACGCUAAUCCUCAACACAGGGGCCCCUCAGGUGUGUGUGCUCAGUACCCUCUUGUACUCCCUGUUCACUCAUGACUGCAUGGCCAGGCACGACUCCAACACCAUCAUUAAAUUUGCCGAUGACACAACAGUGGUAGGCCUGAUCAACGACAAUGAUGAGACAGCCUAUAGGGAGGAUGUCAGAGACCUAGCCAUGUGGUGCCAGGACAACAACCUCUCCCUCAACGUGAUCAAGACAAAGGAGAUGAUUGUGGACUAGAGGAAAAGGAGGACCGAGCACGUCCAUUCUCAUCGACGGGGCUGCAGUGGAGCAGGUUGAGAGCUUCAAAUUCCUUGGUGUCCACAACACCAACAAACUAACAUUGUCCAAUCACACCAAGACAGUCGUGAAGAGGGCACAACACCUGUUCCCCCUCAGGAGACUGAAAAUAUUUGGCAUGGGUCCUCAGAUCCUCAAAAGGUUCUACAGCUGCACCAUCGAGAGCAUCCUUACUGGUUGCUUCACUGCCUGGUAUGGCAACUGCUCAGCUUCCGACCGCAAGGCACUACAGAAGGUAGUUCGUACGGCCCAGUACAUCUCUGGGGCCAAGCUUCCUGCUAUCCAGGACCUCUAUACCAGGCAGUGUCAGAGGAAGGCCCUAAAAAUUGUCAAAGACUCCAGCCACCCUAGUCAUAGACUGUUGUCUCUGCUACCGCACAGCAAGCGGUACCGGAGCAUCAGGUCUAGGUGCAAGAGGCUUCUGAACAGCUUCUACCCCAAGCCAUAAGACUCCUGAACAUCUAGUCAAAUAGCUACCCAGACUAUUUGCAAUGCCCCCUUCCCCCUCCCCCCUCCCCCCCUCUUUACACCAAUGCUACUCUCUGUUGUGAUCUAUGCAUAGUCAAUUUCAUAACUCUACCUACAUGUACAUACUACCUCAGCUAACCAGUGCCCCCGCACACUGAUUCUGUAUCGGUACCCCCCUGUAUAUUGUCUUGCUAUUGUUAUUUUACUGCUGCUCUUUAAUUACUUUUUACUUUUAUCUCUUAUUUUUAUCCAUAUUUUAUUGAAACUGCAUUGUUAGUUAGGGGCUCGUAAGUAAGCAUUUCACUGUAAGGUCUACACCUGUAGUAUUUGGCGCAUGUGAGAAAUACAAUAGAAUAGAAACUUCCCACUUGCUACCUGGUCGGCAUAAACUGCAUGCUGCAGUGCUCUCUCAGCGCACCCACACACACUUUAGGCCCUUCCCACCACUCACUCACUCAGCAACAGCCUGCCUCACUGCGUGAUAGUCGCAGCAGACGGUCACAGUGAAAUAUAUAUAUUUAUGUUAAAUGCUAUGUGUGAACGCUGCGUGUAACAAAUCCGGUAUCAGGAUAAAUAAAAAGCAAGGUCUGCUAACUUUCUUUAAUUAUGUUAAAUUAACACAAACAAUGAAUGGCAAAUGCAAUUUUCGUAUAUACGGGUUCGCUGUAUCUCCGCGCAGGGUAUAACAGGGAACUGGCAGGGAGUACGUAAACAGCUGUUCUUAUACCGUGAUGACGUAGUUCCAACGCGUCUGUUGGCCUAUCACAGUAGAGGCUGAGCGCGGUUUAGACUUUGCUCCGCCUUUGCUGGCCCUCGGACUUGUCCAAGUCCCUUAGUGCUGUCCUUUGUCCACAUCUGGUUGCUGGGUAGAUUAGCUCCGUCUUGUGUCUGUCAAUUCUACACUGAAACAGUUCCUAAUAUGGUAUUGUCCAGUACCCUACCCUCCCUGGUUGGCUUAGAGAGAUGCACCCCUCCCCUCUCCAGAUGGACCACAGCUUUUAUGACCUGUGUUGGUCAGUCCUUACACACAUCUGUAUUGUUUGUGUGUGUGUAACAAAACAAUAUGGUAGCAGGCUAUAGUGCAUAAACAUAAAUCCUAACAUAUGGCGGCCGUGAUGUGACUUAGAAGUAGCCCGCAACCAAUACAUUUUAAACCGCGACAAUGUUUUCAAAGUAGCCGAAAUGACAACCCUGUAUGUGUCAAAUUCCCGCAGUUUCACCCCCAAAAAAGGAAAACGCCCGCCCGAAAGACAGACACGUGAUGUUGAUUGAUACAAGUUGGGUGAAGGUUGUUGUUUGUAAUAUGUCUAUAAUUUGUUUGUUGUAUUGUUUUAUGUAAUAGGCUACUUUAGCCUGCACUACAUGGCUCAAUGUUAUAUAAACAAAACACUUUCCCCCAGUAGCUAGAAUUGAGUAUUAAUUGAAUAUUAAUGUGCAUGGAUGCUGUUGUGCUACUACCUAUUGUUUAGGCGUAGAUGCGUGUCAGGUAACGUUAAGCUUGCUAGCGUUCUUACUCCUCUAUUUAAUUGUGGUGUUAUUUGAGGUAGCCUAGGAAUAACGCUGAAUUUAUUUGAUGAGGAUGUAUGUGAGGAUGUAUGUAUAUGAAUGUGCGUCAAAGCUACAGUUAUCCCUGUUUUGACAGUGCAAUUUUCUGAAUUUAGUUUUGUAUUAUAAAACAAUGUGACUGUAAAUGAAAUAAAGUGUUCAUGACCGCCAUUGCAUGAUUUUCUAUUUUGACAGUGUGUUUCUUAUUGAAGCAGGCCUAAUGGAAGACAUUAAUCAGGUGAUCUGCCAAGGAAGUGGAGAACCGUAGCCCAGCUGUCAAACUCAAGAUCCAUGUCUGUCCUCCCUUAGCCAGGCAACUCCCACCACCCCAGCACAUGUCUCCAUACCAAAAGCAGGACACCCCACCAUCCUAACACCAGAGCUUAUCCCAGGAGACCCCAUACAGCUAUGGCUCUAUCCUCCCAGCAGCCUCCACUCAACACCAGACAGGUCCGACCUCCAAAAACAGCUCCAACAACCAGGCAGGUCCAGCAGCCAAUGACGGCUCCAAAAACCAGGCAGGUCCGGCAGCCAAUGACGGCUCCAAAAAUCAGGCAGGUCCGGCAGCCAAAGACGGCUACCACAACAAUUCCGGUCCGGCAGCCAAAUACGGCUCCCACAACAAGGCAGGUCCGGCAGCCAAAUACGGCUCCCACAACAAGGCAGGUCUGGCAACCAAAUACGGCUCCCACAACAAGGCAGGUCUGGCAACCAAAUACGGCUCCCACAACAAGGCAGGUCCGGCAACCAAAUACGGCUCCCACAACAAGGCAGAUCCGGCAACCAAAUACGGCUCCCACAACAAGGCAGGUCUGGCAACCAAAUACGGCUCCCACAACAAGGCAGGUCCGGCAACCAAAUACGGCUCCCACAACAAGGCAGGUCCGGCAACCAAAUACGGCUCCCACAACAAGGCAGGUCCGGCAACCAAAUACGGCUCCCACAACAAGGCAGGUCCGGCAACCAAAUACGGCUCCCACAACAAGGCAGGUCCGGCAACUAAAGACGGCUCCAACAACCAAAAACAUAUCUAAAACCCAGAACCAGAGGGCUUCCAGUGCCCAUAAGGUUAAAUGCCCUAAAUCCUCCUGUGCCCAGCAGAAGCAGCCCAGAGUACCCAAGCCUGGGGGCUCUGUCCAACCUGUGACCAAUAAUGUCAAGCCCCAACUGAGAUCCCAGCCCCAGAGACCAUAUACACGGUCCCAGCACAGACACCAGCCACAGGCCCAGUGUCCACAGCCCUAUUCCAUCAAAACUCGAUCCUCCACCCGAAGCUCAGCUAAGACUCCCAACUGCCCUUCAACCAAACCUAAGCCUUCCAUUCCACCUAAAUCUAAUUCGCCCAAAACUGCCAACCUCAUUUCCCGGCACAACGCCUGGAACAUGCCCCCAUGACACCACCCCCAGUCAUAUGAGAGCAUUAUGAUCUGUGAUCACUUCCUGCUGGGGUACUGCCGCAAGAGGGAGAGGUGCCACCUGUACCACACGCAGUACCCCUUCCACUGGCAGCUGAAGAGGACUGACACCCCGGUGUGGGUCAGCCUGGAACCCAGCUGAAAGCAGAACAUUGGUUCUGUGACCCGGAUAAGGAAAGGGUCUACCUGACACAUGGGUGAGUGAGUGGCACGAGGUAGAUGUUGCCUUCCUCCACAGAUCUUCAGAUGACCCUGGCCUAUAUCCCGAUUUCUAACCAUGAGAAAAUGUCUGGCCCUGUAUCAAUGGUAAGGGGCAACUUCUACCUUAUCAGAGUGGGUAUAGUUAACAGACUUGAGCUAAUUACUUGAGGUUGGAGCUUGCAGCUUUAGGAUUAUUCCAUUGAUUCCUUUAAAAUGGGUAGCUAAAGUAUUUGACCCAGGUCUGAUGGGUAAUGGUAAUGUUAUGUGAAGGAAUGUAAGUCUUUCCUCUCUUAAUAAUCAUUCACAUUUGAAAAGAAAAGAACUACUCCCUCAGACAGCUCUUCUUCUAGGACUCUCAAGGACCAACUCUGCCUGAACUUUGUCUCACUGAUGGUGGAGAAUUCCACUGUGUACAGCCAAGUCAGGAGGCUGUCCAACACCACUGGCCCAGAGCUGAACCCUCACUUCCCAACACAGUGGCGCUUUUCUUCUGGGAAUCUGACUUUGGCUGGGAAGCCUAUGGCGAAGUGUGUCCCACCCACCAAACUCAGUUCUCCCUCUUGUGGUGUUUUUACUUCAUGUUUGGUGUGAUGAAGUGAAAGUCUACUUGCCAUCUCAAAUUUGACAAAGCAAUUUUCAUUUGUUUAGAGAAGUUCUUAGCCCUCAGUCUGUAGAUGGCUUUCGUCUCUUCCUUUCCUUGAUGACCUCUGAUGGAUGAAAUGGAUUGCUAGAACAUGUCCUGACCUUUGAAGUGACCUAUGACUCCUUUGGAGUAGAUUGACUCUAAUAACGGAUACUGGAUCAGCUAUUUAAGCAAAUGUCUACUGGUCUACAGAACUAGGGCUAGUAAAAUCUACAGAACUAGGGCUAGGGAAAUCUACAGAACUAGGGCUAGGGAAAUCUGUUUCUAGAUCUGUGGUUUGGGGCUGACUUCAUCCUCCUCCCCUGUACCACCUAGUUGAACCUUGAGCUCAUGCUGGACUGUCUUAGUAAGGGUCAGGACAGCUGCUGGCUGGGUAAAGACUGGGCCUGUGUAAAUCUCAAGAUGCUUACCGAGAAAAAGUUCAUCAGACUCCACCCACCGCAUCAGAUGCAGACCCACCUUCCGCUCGCCAGACUCCCUAAGACAACACCUCAGGACACUCCCAGUUGGACAGGUAACCCUCCCCAGUCUUGAGGUGGACCCUAUGGAUAAUUUCAGCUGCCGGUACACACUGAUGUGGACCCUGAGUCCAGGGAACCCCUUUUCCAUGCUGGAGGUUCCUCCUGGGCCGCUGGUUUACAGGACGGUUCACGACCUGUUCCACAGAACCAUGCCAGAGAGCCAGGCCCAGAUCACCUUCCAUUGGGACAUGUAUAGAAUGCAGAAGCAGCACAUGGAGGACACGCAGGACAAUUGUAGCGUGCUCCUGGAGAGACACCUGUUCCAUGGAACAUGCGAGAGCGCCGCCAUGGACAUCUGCCGACAGAACUUCGACCCUCGUGUGGCGAAACCCACUAGUCAUUACGGCCGUGGCGUUUACUUCGCCCAUGAAGCUUUUCGGUCCCGCCUCUACUCCAUCAGAGGGCUGGGAGGAGACUUUACAGACUGUGGGUUCAUGUUCCUGGCUAAGGUGCUUGUGGGUAAAGCCGGUGUAGGAAAGAUUGACUAUGUCCUUCCCCCUCGACUCCACAAACCCAAGUCAGGACGGCAUCACUACGAUUCCUGUGCGGAUCAGAAGCAUCCUACGAUAUUUGUGUUUGACAACAGCCAGUGCUACCCCUACUACCUCAUCAAGUACAAAGUCCUGGCAAUCAAUCGCAGUGCUGUGUGAAGGGCAUAUAAAACAUAACCAGGAAGGGUUUAGGAGGGCACAUUAUUUUGGAUGGAGUAUUGUUCACUUUACACUUAUUUACAUUUUCACUCAAAAUUGGACAGCCAGUUACUUGCGACACUGAAAUGUACUAUAACAAUGUUCAAUUAACUAUUAGGUCAAGAGUUCAAGACUUGUGGAUUGAUUGGUUUCUUUUGUUGCCUUUUAAUUUAAGUCACUCAACAUUUAGUCUAUUUGUAGAACUAUAAUGAAAACAAUGUUAGACAUGUUCUUUCUUUUGGUAAAAGGCCCUCUGUGGAAGAAAUGGAUAAAGAAGUCAAACUCUUCCUAACAGCUAAAUUUCUUCCAUCAUCUCUGUUAAGUUGUCUGUGUUCAAUGAGAAGUAAAAUAAACUUUAUCUGAUA